Malassezia japonica is the source of this 879-nucleotide messenger RNA. RefSeq lists its product as uncharacterized. The record is from RefSeq and is a predicted model, not a curated record. The transcript has 2 exons. NCBI's taxonomy places the organism in Eukaryota, Fungi, Basidiomycota, Malasseziomycetes, Malasseziales, Malasseziaceae. The coding region runs from base 1 to 879 and encodes 292 amino acids.
AUGGACUGGGACCCUGCCUUGGCGGAAGGGCCGCCGCCGCGGCACGAGCUCGAGUCGGACGAGGACGAGGCGUCGCCUGUGCAGAGCGUCGAGGUGUGCAUUGUUCCCGAGCAUGUCGAAAAAGGGCGGCCGCUCGUCGUGCUGUUGGGCGACGCGGGCGCCGCGCUGCUGAACAGUGCGCACGCGCCGUCCGCCGCGUGGCCUGCGACGCACACCGUGCAGGUCAGCGGCGUAGAGCGUGCGUGGGUUUCUCUCUCUGGAAAUAGUGCCCUGCUCUUUGUACCCCGGCCAGACUGGCUGCGGAGCGACGCGUGUGCGCCGCUCGCACAGGCCGUGCUCGGCGCGCUGCAGCCGACGAGCGUCGCGGUCGUGCAAGCGUACACGCCGAGUCUCUACCUCACGGACGUGCCGCCGGUCGACGCGCCGCUGCGCUUCCUCGCGCACGUCCCGGCCGGGGAGAAAGCACCCGAGGCAUGGACCAUGGCCCAGCGGCCGAUGUACGCGCCGUGGGGUGUGCCGAACACCGUGAGUGGCGCCGCGGCCGCAUUCUACGCAGAAGGCGUGUACGAGCGUCUGCCUGCGCUGCUGCUGAGCAUCCCGUCGUACAAGCUGCGGCCGCACGCCAACUUCCAGGCGCCGCCCCUGCGCUGGGCCGUGCCUUACGAGCUGCAGCGCAUCACGAACGACGAGGCGCAUGCGCGCCUCGCGACGCUCACCGAGCCGCUCGACGAGCGGUACGCCGAGGUGCUCCGUGCGCUGCUCCCCCCCCCGCGUCCGGCAUCCGGCACGACGCUGGGGCAGAUUGCUGCGCAGUUCCUCCUCGCGUCCAAGUCGACCGGCGACGCGGGGCAGGUCGGCGACGGGGGCAUGUACGUAUAG